Molecule: messenger RNA, 1158 nt
Organism: Drosophila persimilis
Lineage: Eukaryota; Metazoa; Arthropoda; Insecta; Diptera; Drosophilidae
Gene: babos
Exons: 3
Coding region: 355-945 (196 amino acids)
Source: RefSeq, a predicted model, not a curated record
ACGGAAUUUCGAUUCAAGCUCGAGUUCGAAUUCGAAAAGUACAAAAAAUAGGUUGUGGAUCGUGUUAGCACUGUGUUGUUGUGUGCGCUCGGGAGCUACUGUAAUAAUUCUGGAAAAAAAUAAUAGUUCUGAAAUCAAUAAAAAUUCCCUAAGGAGAAAAGUGCUGACAGUGCUAGCCGGAAAUUGCUACGAUCCACCGUCAACAUAAUUACGCGGCAUAAUUCCCAAAAAAAAAAAAACAAACUUCUACAAGUGACACAGUUUUCGAUUUAGACAAAAACCAAAUACACAACCCAUUGGAUACAUAUUCGUCGCCUGGUAGUGAGUGAGCCAGCAGAUCAAAACCCAUCAAAAAUGAUGUCCCGAAGAGCUCUGCUAAUUGCCGGAAUCCUACUGAUCGUGGGCAGCUCCCUGGUGCUCUCAUACCCCCAGUCCGGCACUGAUGAGGACGAAAUGAUGGCGGACGAUGACUUCGAGUACGAACAGGAUGACCAGGGUACGUCCAGUCAACAGGCCAAGACAGGCCAAAUUCCAGCCAAGACCGACAGUGCGCAGCCAAACAGAACCGUAACCGUAACGGGCAUCCGCGGCGAGGAUGUGGUCCUUAAGUGCGACCUGGACAUCACCCAGAGCAUCUUGUGGUUCUUUGGGAAGAACAUCAUCGCCAAUGGCGGCACUUUGGUGCAGCCCAACUUUAAGCUGGACACUGCAAACUACGACCUAACCAUACUGAAGGCAAGUCCACAGGACGCCGGCGACUACUACUGCAAGGCCCUGCCCCAGGGCUCCGUCCUGAACACCAAGGUGGUCAUCGCCGAACAUUCCCUCGAUGCCAUAGCACCGGAGAGCUCCACCUCCGCGUCGAGCAGUUUGCCCAGCCUUCCCGCCUCCCUUCUGUGGCCAGUGCUGACUGGAGUCUGUCUGCUGAAGUUCGGCAGACGUUAGUUAAGUCUAGUACUAGAUUUGCAGAGAUAUGUAUGUGCCCAAUCCCCCCUUCACUCUACACUCUUCGCUCUCCACUCUUCACUCUUCUCACAGGAAAAUGAGCAUUUGAAGUCUUUGUUGAUUGUAAAUUUGUGUAUUUGUAAAGACAAAAUCAACUUUAUUUAUUAAAUAAAAAAGGAACCAAAGUAUACAGAAACUGCGGCAUGAAAUCAA